Molecule: messenger RNA, 3724 nt
Organism: Gopherus flavomarginatus (Mexican gopher tortoise)
Lineage: Eukaryota; Metazoa; Chordata; Testudines; Testudinidae
Gene: KCNH3
Product: potassium voltage-gated channel subfamily H member 3
Exons: 15
Coding region: 200-3415 (1071 amino acids)
Biological process (GO): potassium ion transmembrane transport; regulation of membrane potential
Cellular component (GO): membrane
Molecular function (GO): voltage-gated potassium channel activity
Source: RefSeq, a predicted model, not a curated record
GCUCGGGAAGAGCUCGCUGGGGCCGGGGCUGCGAGCCUGGGAUUCUCCGCUCGCCCUGCCCGGGGCACUGGGGAAGCCUGGGGCUCGGGCUCCGCCGCUUGGCCGAGGGGGGGUCGGGUUAGCUGCAGAUUUAAUCCGACCCCCCCCCCGGGGGGGCGGCUCCGCGGCAGGAUGGAGGGAGCCUUCCCCGCGUCCUGACAUGCCAGCGGCCAUGCGGGGGCUGCUGGCGCCCCAGAACACCUUCCUGGACACCAUCGCCACCCGCUUCAAUGGGACACACAGUAACUUUGUGCUGGGCAAUGCGCAGGUGCGCAGCAGCUUCCCAGUGGUUUACUGCUCCGACGGCUUCUGCGACUUGACGGGCUUCUCGCGGGCCGAGGUCAUGCAGCGCUGUUGCGCCUGCACCUUCCUCUACGGGCCCGACACCCGCCAGCUCGUCCGCCAGCAGAUCCGCAAGGCGCUGGACGAGCGCCAGGAGUUCAAGGCUGAGCUGAUCCUCUACAGGAAGAGCGGUACUCCCUUCUGGUGCCUCCUGGACGUGGUGCCCAUUAAGAACGAGAAGGGCGAGGUGGCGCUUUUCCUGGUCUCCCACAAAGACAUUACCGACAGCAAGAGCCGGCCGGGUGCCGAGAGCUGGAAGGAAGGUGGGAAGCGCCGGUUCGGCCGGGCCGGCGCCAGAGGGUUCCAUGCCAGCCGGCGCCGGAGCCGGGCUGUGCUCUACCACCUCUCCGGGCACCUGCAGAAACAGGGCAGGAGCAACCACAAGCUCAACAAGGGCGUGUUCGGGGACAAGCCCUCGCUCCCCGAGUACAAGGUGGCCGCGAUCCGGAAGUCGCCCUUCAUCCUGCUGCAUUACGGCGCCUUCAAGGCCGGCUGGGACGGGCUCAUCCUGCUGGCCACGCUCUAUGUGGCCGUGACGGUGCCCUACAGCGUCUGUGUCGGCGCCGGCUCCGACGAGGGGCUCACGGCCGGCCGCGGCCCCCCCAGCGUCUGCGACCUGUGCGUGGAGAUCCUCUUCAUCCUGGACAUCGUGCUCAAUUUCCGCACCACCUUCGUCAGCAAGUCGGGCCAGGUGGUGUUCGACCCACACUCCAUCUUCCUGCACUACCUCACCAGCUGGUUCCUGCUGGACUUGCUCGCUGCCCUGCCCUUCGACCUGCUCUACGCCUUCAAGGUCAACGUGUAUUUCGGGGCUCACCUGCUGAAGACGGUGCGGCUUCUGCGGCUGCUGCGGCUGCUGCCGAACCUGGACCGGUACUCGCAGUACAGCGCCGUGGUGCUGACGCUGCUCAUGAUCGUCUUCGCCCUGCUGGCCCACUGGGUCGCCUGCGUCUGGUUCUUCAUCGGCCAGCUGGAGAUCGAGAGCAGCCGCUCAGAGCUGCCAGAGAUCGGUUGGCUCCAGGAGCUGGCGCGGCGUCUUGAGAGCCCCUACUACCUGGCGAGGAAGAGCUGCAGAUCCCCGGCCAAUGGGACGGGCCCGGGGGGGCCCCCCGGGGCCAACUGCAGCCUCAACGGGAGCAGCUGGGAGCUGCUGGGGGGCCCGUCUCUGCGCAGCUCCUACCUCACCUCCCUCUACUUCGCCCUCAGCAGCCUGACCAGCGUCGGCUUCGGCAACGUCUCGGCCAACACCGACACUGAGAAAAUCUUCUCCAUCUGCACCAUGCUCAUCGGGGCGCUGAUGCACGCCGUGGUGUUCGGGAACGUGACGGCCAUUAUCCAGCGCAUGUACGCCCGGCGUUUCCUCUACCACAGCCGCACCCGCGACCUGCGGGAUUUCAUCCGCAUCCACCGCAUCCCCAAGGCACUCAGACAGCGCAUGCUGGAGUUCUUCCAGACCAGCUGGGCCCUGCACAACGGCAUCGACGCCCACGAGCUGCUGCGGACCCUGCCGGACGAGCUGCGGGCCGACAUCGCCAUGCACCUGAACAAGGAGCUGCUGCAGCUGCCGGUGUUCGAGGCGGCGAGCCGGGGCUGCCUCCGCGCCCUCUCGCUCAGCAUCAAGCCGGCGUUCUGCACCCCGGGCGAGUUCCUCAUCCGCCGGGGCGACGCCCUGCAGGCCCUCUACUUCGUGGGCUCGGGCUCCAUGGAAGUGCUGAGGGAUGACACCGUCCUGGCCAUCCUAGGGAAGGGCGACCUGCUGGGCUGCGACCUCUCGGGCCAGGAGCGCGUGAUCAAGGCCAACGCGGACGUCAAGGGUCUGACCUACUGUGAUCUGCAGUGCCUGAGCCUGCGGGGGCUGGGCGAGAGCCUGGUGCUGUACCCCGAGUUCGCCCGCAAGUUCCGCCAGGAGAUCCGCGCCGAGCUCAGCUACAACCUGGGCAGCGCCGGGGCCCAGGCCGACACCAGCUCGCUGAAUGGUGACAAUACUCUGCUGGAGGACGAGGCGGCACAGGACUCCCCGGUGCCCCCGCCCCACUCGCCAGCCAGCCCAGCCCUGGAGCCCUCGUCCAGCCCCCAGCCGCCCCCUGGCUGCCCCCCCUCAGCUAUGGGAGCCAAGCUGCUGUCGCCCAGGAGGGGCAUCCUGCCCCGGACGCAGCGCCUGCCACCCGCUGCCGGCCCCCAGGCCCUGCAGCUCCACAGCCUGCCCUGCAUGGGGCCCCCCGACCUCAGCCCCAGGGUGGUGGACGGCAUCGAGGAAGACGCCUGCGGCUCGGACAAGUUCACAUUCAGCUUCCAGGUUGGCCCCUCAGGCCCGGACUGCAGCAGCCCCUCCACCGGGCCAGGAGGGCUAGGCGCUAACCUGCUAUCUCCCCUUGCCCCAGAGAGCGGGCUGCUCGCUAUCCCCCUGGGCCCCGCGGAGCUGACGGGCGCUGACGCCAUCGAGAAGCUGCGGCAGGCGGUGGCCGAGCUGUCGGGGCAGGUCCUGCAGAUGCGCGAGGGGCUGCAGUCGGUGCACCAGGCCCUGCAGCUCUUCCUGCUGUCCCAGCCGCCGGCUCCGCUCACCCGCCCCGAGGGCACCUUCCCCAGCGCCGCCCUGCUGCAGCCGCUGCGCGUGGAGACGGGCAUCUCGGCCUUCUACCUGCACAGCUCCGCACACGGCCCGUGUCUCAACGCAACCUGCCCCCACGCCCGGCCUGUGCCCCCGUGGGCCUGUGCCCCGCCCGCCUCCCACAGCUCCCCGUGGACCUCGGCAGGGGGGACGGACGCGGAGCUCCCAGCUAACACAGCCCCUGCCCCGGCGGAGCUCGGCAGCACGUGGCCAACGGCCGGCCCCACGGCAGCACCGGGUGGACACCACGGGGCCAUGCACCCCCCACAGGCUCCGCCAGCCGCUGAGACAGACCCCCAGGGACCUCCGGCUCCGGCCGCUUUGCCUCUGCCCUGGGACCCGCCCGGCCUGGAGAUGGUGCUGCUGGGCUGCCACGGUGCCGUGGGUGCCCCCUGCUGGCCCCGGGAGGAGGGCACAGGCAUGUGAAGGCUGCACCCCACACACACACACUGGGAUUGUUCUGCCCCCCUGGAGAGCCAGGGGGCCUGGCCUGGCCACGCAGCCCCUGUAGGGAGCCCCCAUCGGCCACAGGGCUCGGGCCUCGUUCCCAAGCCAGCAGUGCUGUGGGGGGGGAGAGCAGAGCUGCCCCCUGGAGCUUGUGGGACCCCGAGGGCACAGUGGCAGGGCCCUGCCUGGCCUGUGGAGCUGGGGGGAGGUACUGGGGGGCAGAAGGGCUUCCAGUCCAUAGGGCUUCCCCUCCCCCUCCCUUUUUACAGUAAAACAGCUGCCUUUGGA